ACUUCAAUGGAUUCCACACACUCAGAGGUUAUCUUUUUCUUUCUUCUAUCAUGAAGAACUCAAUGUCAUGUUUUUCAUUUGCUCUUCUUUUUACUUUUCUCUUAUCUACGCAGGUCUUAACUCACAAAAUACCAGAUAAUGUAGAAGAGAGAAUUCCAGCACAUAGUAACGUUGCAUGGUCUAAUGAGUUAGAAGGUUCAACAAGUGGCUCAAUUGGUUAUCAUCUUCCCAAUGACUACUUUCAAGAAGCUAAUCCUUCUUUGGUACCUAACACUAAAAAGGGUCACUAUACUAUUCGUUUGGUUGGCUAUACUCCCAGUGACUAUCAACUUGACAAAACAAUAAUAGAUAUUAAUUUUCCGGGUGGUAGAAUAAAUUUCCCUUGGCCAUUUACAAGUUCUAUGUUUGUGGCACCAAAAACUGAAGCAAGCCCUCUUUAUACUACUACUACUACUUCAACUAGUUACUAUCCUGCCAAUCAAUAUCCAUCAUACCUCGGAGAUACUGAGAAUCCUGAAAAUAGAAGAAUGGUGAGAAAUCGUAAAUUUAUGAUGGAGCCUUCAGAAGUUAAUAGAAAGACUUCCAACAUGAUACAUGGCGGUAAAGGAUAUGGAGACAUUGAUGAGGCGACAACAACCUAAUACCAACCUAUCAAUUAUAUACAUAUGUAACCAAAUAUAUAAUAAUAUCGAUAUCGGGUGUCUUACGACUUAUUUAUAUAUGAAGCUACUAUUUGGUUAUUAUGCUAUGCA
This is a messenger RNA of Arachis ipaensis, 752 nucleotides long. The record is from RefSeq and is a predicted model, not a curated record. NCBI's taxonomy places the organism in Eukaryota, Viridiplantae, Streptophyta, Magnoliopsida, Fabales, Fabaceae.